Messenger RNA from Solanum dulcamara, 1488 nucleotides. RefSeq lists its product as uncharacterized. NCBI's taxonomy places the organism in Eukaryota, Viridiplantae, Streptophyta, Magnoliopsida, Solanales, Solanaceae. Bases 25 to 966 code for a protein of 313 amino acids. Gene Ontology annotation, molecular function: tRNA (guanine(46)-N7)-methyltransferase activity. The transcript is spliced from 8 exons. Gene Ontology annotation, biological process: RNA (guanine-N7)-methylation; tRNA methylation. Gene Ontology annotation, cellular component: tRNA methyltransferase complex. The record is from RefSeq and is a predicted model, not a curated record.
UAAUGAUUUUAGGGGGCAGUAGCCAUGGCUUACUCCUUGUACUCCACCAUACCCAAAAAUCCUCUAACCUCAAUCUUCAUUUCCUCUCCCCAUUUCAUCUUCAGUUCUGUUAACAAACACGUCCCUUGUGUAACUUCAUCAAUUUUUCCCGCUCUUCGAGAGUAUUGCACAUGGUCCGUGUCGGUUUCAUCUUCUGUAGCUGAGACAGAUGAACACUUACACCGUCACGCAAGUCCUGGAAUUGUAGCCAAAGAAUAUGCUGACCUUAAUCUCCCUGAAAAAUUUUCUGAGGAUGUUGGCAAUCUUCGAAUAAGGCAGCAUGUCAAUCCUCUGCGACGUGCUCUCAUGAUUCCUGCAGAAGCACCAAACUGGAAGGAGGUGUUUGGGGAUGCAACAUUGUCUCUGAUGGUGGAUAUUGGGAGUGGUAGUGGGAGAUUUCUUAUGUGGCUUGCUAAGAGAAAUUCUUCAUCCAUGAAUUAUCUGGGAUUGGAAAUUCGGCCUAAGUUGGUCACACGGGCUGAGUACUGGGUAAACGAGCUGGGUCUGAAAAAUGUACAUUUCAUCUCUACGAAUGCCAUGGUUUCCUUCCAACGACUUGUAUCUACAUAUCCUGGACCAUUAAUGCUAGUUUCGAUCUUGUGCCCAGAUCCGCACUUCAAGAAAAAACAUCAUAAAAGAAGAGUGCUGCAGAAGCCUUUGGUUGAUUCCAUGCUGAAUAAUUUAGCACAUGGUGGACAGGUCUUUAUACAAUCUGAUGUGCUCGAUGUGGCGCUUGACAUGAGGAAUUAUUUUGACGCUGUACCUGAUAAACUUGUACAUAUAAAUAGUGUUGACCCAAGUUUACCUUGUGAUGGUGAUGGAUGGGUUUUGAACAACCCAAUGGGGAUUAGAACUGAAAGGGAGAUCCAUGCAGAAUAUGAAGGUUGCAAAAUCUACAGAAGGGUCUACAAAAAAGUUCAACAUUAACUCUGGUUCAAAACUUUCUGUUUGGGAAUAUGGAUAACACGAUUUUUCUCUUAGUCUUCUCCAGACUUCAGGCAUUAGAGUUUCUAGGAUCUUUGAAGAGCCCUUCAAUACAUCUAUCUUUGUACAACACGAGCUAAAAGUCACCUACGACACGAGUUAAAUUCAUGGGGCUCGAAGUUACAGGGAGUGACUGUGGUUCCAUCAAGAGGAGGCAUGUAAGCUGCACAUCAUUUGAACAAGAAGAUUCACAAUAUAACUAGGACGACGCUUUGAAACACUUGCUCUCUUUCACUCUCUCUUUUCAUUUCUUCUUCACUCUAUCUUUGUACCAUGGAAUGUUUUGUCUUGAGUGGUAUAUUAGUAGUUUUUUGGCUAACUAGUCAAUGAUACUGGUCAAUCUGUAACAGUUCGUGUUGUUUUCACGUACAAGAGGAACUAAACUUUUAAGUGCAUACUGUUUCAAUUCUCUGAUUUCUUGAAAGGACAAAAAAUAAAGCUUUCAGUGAAGGAUAUUCUAAGGCA